AUGUCCUCACCUUCUGUUCGUGAGAAGACGGAGUACGAUGUCCACGACAUCACGCUGGGCAACGGCUCCAGCGACAACGAGAGCCAGGACAAGCCUUACAUCGACCUCACUGUGGAGGAGACUCCAGAGGAGCUCCAGAAGAGAGAACACUGGUGGUACAAGACCAAGGUGUUCAUCUGGGACUCCUUUGAUAAACAUCCAAAGGAGCGUAAGUUCCUCCUCAAGCUGGACUGGUUCUUGAUGAGCUCCGCAUGUCUGGGCUACUUCAUGAAGACCUUGAACCAGAGUAACGUUGGUACGGCCUACGUCAACGGUAUGAAGGAGCACUACAACAUGGAAGGUAACGAUUACAACACCAUGGUGACGCUGUGGACCGUGGGCUAUAUCAUUGGACAGAUCCCUUCCAACCUGAUCUUGCACAGGAUCUCAGCCAGGGUGUACCUUGCCGGGCUGGAGCUGAUCUGGGCCAUUCUGACUGUUCUUCUUAUUGCGCCAAAGUCUCUGAAGGGGAUGUACGCGUUGCGUUUCCUCAUUGGGCUCACGGAGUCGGGUUACUUCCCUGGCUUGGAGUACCUGAUUGGCUCGUGGUACUCGAAGAAGGAGCUCAGCAAGCGUGCCACCUUGUUUGGAUGUUCUGGUACAGCUGCUGGUUUGGUUUCCGGUCCUCUUCAACAAAGAAUUCUACAGAGUUCGUGGGCUCAUCGCCAUUUGCAGCCGUUCCAGUGGAUGUUCGUCAUUGAUGCUGCCAUCACCAUCCCGGUGUGUGUGUACACGUUCUUUGUCGACCCUAACACGCCAUCCACCACCACCGCGUUCUACUUCACAGAAGAGGACAAGCUCAUCGCACUGGAAAGACGUCGUCGUAUCGGUGCGCAGUUGAACACACGUGAGAAGUACACCUGGAAGCUGAUCAAGACUUUCUUCAACACAUGGCACAUCUAUGUGUUCCCGGUUUUGUUCUUGACGUUUAACAAUGCCUACCAGCCAAUGACGUCGCAAGCCUUCCAGCUGUGGAUGAAGAGAACGCUGCUGUUGGACUCAUACUACUAUAACUACUACCCAACAAUCAUCUCUGGUGUGGGUAUUGCCUUCGCAGUGAUUGCAGCCUAUCUCAACGAUUGGUCAAAGUCCAAGCUAACACCGUACUUCCUGUACAUCAUGUACUUCUUUAUCGUGUUCUCGUGUGCCAUUUUGACAGCGUGGAACGUUCCUCGUGGACUCCACUGGUUUGCAUACUUUGCCCUUGGUAUCCCAUUGUCAUGGGGCCAGCCUAUGAUCUUCAGUUGGUUGAAUGGUAUGCUUGCUCACAACGAUAUGAAGAGAAACUUUGUUGUUGUCUGUACAAACACUCUGGCAUAUGUCACCGGUGCCUGGGUUCCAAUGUUGACCUUCAACCAGAAUGAUGCACCUGAAUUCGCAAAAGGUUUCCCAUAUACCCUGUUCUUAGGUGCCUUUGGGUUCGUGCUCACGGGACUGGUUCAAUUUCUUGCCAGACGUGAUAGAAAGCGUGAAGAGUCUGCUGUGGUUGUUGCCUCAGACGAGGAGUCUUUGGGCAAAGAACUACAACAGUUAUAG
This is a messenger RNA of Williopsis jadinii, 1575 nucleotides long. RefSeq names its product MFS general substrate transporter. The transcript has a single exon. Gene Ontology annotation, molecular function: transmembrane transporter activity. The record is from RefSeq and is a predicted model, not a curated record. Gene Ontology annotation, biological process: transmembrane transport. Gene Ontology annotation, cellular component: membrane. Lineage: Eukaryota; Fungi; Ascomycota; Saccharomycetes; Phaffomycetales; Wickerhamomycetaceae. The coding region runs from base 1 to 1575 and encodes 524 amino acids.